CUAAAUUUCGUCGUUCACCAAAUUUUGCCUAUUUAUGUGUGAUGUGAAAUGUUUUGUGUCGCAUAAAUGUAAACUAAUUUUGUUAGUGAUGUAGUUUACAUUUCAUGUCAAUUAACUCUUCCUGUGUAAUUAGAACAAACGAAUUGGACAGUGCAAUAAUAAAUGUCGACCUUUUGAACUGUGUAUGUAUAUUUUGCGUACAGACUGAAAGUGUUGUGUUUAAAAGUAUAUUAGUUAGAAAUCGUAAAAAGGCGUUGGAACUGAUAAUAAUUGCAUGAUCUUGUUUCGUACAUGGGACGUGCAAUCGAUUAAUUUUGGACGGUAUUAUGUAUACGAUUGCGUGUGGUAAAGACCACCUGGAGAUCAGGAGAGAUUAUUUGGAACUAUGUUUACGACGACAGGAAUGGUAGCAGCACCACAGCAAGCGACUAACCAGGUCGUGCAAAAUGGCAGUACCACAUUACCUCGAUCUCAUCAUCAAAGAACAGGCAGGCCACCGGCAGCUCCUAAAUCAUAUGACUAUCUCCUGAAGGUGCUACUUGUGGGAGACUCUGAUGUGGGUAAACAGGAAAUUCUCCAAGACUUAGAGGAUGGAUCUGCAGAUUCACCUUUCUGCAGUGGAAGUGCUUACAAAACAACAACAAUCUUAUUGGACGGUAAAAGAGUGAAGCUUCAGCUAUGGGACACCUCAGGCCAGGGACGUUUUUGUACAAUUAUACGCUCAUACUCUCGUGGUGCUCAAGGUAUCCUUCUGGUCUAUGAUAUAACUAACAAAUGGUCUUUUGAUAGUAUAGACAGGUGGCUAGAAGAAGUAGAAAAGCAUGCACCUGGUGUACCUAAAGUGUUAGUUGGUAACCGAUUGCACCUCGCAUUCAAACGUCAAGUACAAGAGCGAGAUGCGGAACAGUAUGCAGCCAAGAACCACAUGGCUUUCUUUGAAGUCAGCCCACUCUGUGACUUUAAUAUUCGGGAGAGCUUCUGUGAACUCUCCCGCAUGGCUCUACACAGGAAUGGCAUGGAAAGGCUCUGGAGAAGUAAUAAAGUUCUCAGUCUUCAAGAGUUGUGUUGUCGUGCGAUUGUUGCGCGUACUUCCGUGUAUGGGCUGGAGCGAUUGCCAUUGCCGACCACUUUAAAGUCACAUUUAAAGUCAUACGCGAUAUCGGCCGCCCCCAGUAGACAUCGAGCCCGGCCACCGAAGCACCCUCACAACACCCGACUCAACUGCACAGGUCGGAAUUCUUGCACUAUUUCAUGAACUACCAAACUCGCGUAGCAUUAGAUUAAGCCUUUUCCUUAAAAAUGCACUGAUGGAAUGGAUUUAGUCAUGUCCUGUCUACAUUAAUUCCUUUUUUACUGACUGUAAAUGCCAUUUGGAUUUUGGAUAGAAUGAAAUGCUAUUUUUCUAGUCUAUUUUAUAGAUAUAAAAGUUUUGUUCAUUGAACAAAGAAAGAAAUGAUUAUGUUUGAAUGCAUCAUUUGCACUAUACUUUUUUAAUUUUGUCACAUAAUAUUUAAACUCAAAAUAGUCUUGCUCUAUGGUUAUUUAAAAUGGUAAAAUCAAUAUGGUAAUUGAAGCAUUCAAAUGUAAUAAAAUCACAUACAAAAUGUUACAACGAAACUUUUUAAAAUUUUUGCACAGUCUGAUGGUCUUUGAAAAAAAUUUAUGUGAAAUUAAAUAUGAGCAAACAUUUAAAUAUAUAAAUGUUUAACUACACAAUUGAAUUUUCUAUGCAACUUAUAUAAGAUUUAUUCCUCAGUUGUAUACUAAGAAAAGGGAGGUAUUUGAAUUUAUGAUACAUUUUGAUGUUCUAUGACUUUUCUGACAGUUAUUAAUGUAUUAAACAUGCAAUCACUUUAUAAAAAAAUAUUUUUAAUAGUUGAAAAAUGAAAUCAAAUAUUAUAACAAUCAAAAUUUAUUACACAUAUUAUUAGAGAUUUCAAGCUAAAAAUUUGACUAGAAAAAGUGAUAUAACCAAAAAUUAUACCAAGAUUAUACUGACAUUUUCAAUUUAUUAAUAGAUUUUAAAAGUAGUUUUUUUUAUUUCUGCAAUUCGGAAAAAUCAAGAAAUCUUAUAAAAAAUGAUUGAAUUAUUAAUGUCCAACUAUUAUAUACACUAACAAAUAACAGGCUGUAAACGACAACGGUUUUGUGAUUAGUAUUAUAAGGUAUUAGAGUAAGGUAUUGUUACUUAACAACAAAAAUACAUUGUGAAUAUAAGUGUUAUGUAAUUAUAACAUUAUGUGAAUAUUGUCUAGUAUCCCGAUUGUCCAUUUAUUCAAAUCAACUUAUGUAUUCUAUAUACUAUUGUAAUUAUCAUUAUGUGCCUAGUUAUAAAUACAUUAGCAUUAGUUGUUAUGUGGUGAUAUUAAAGAGUACAUCAAGUGUUUAAGAAAUGUGAGCGAGUUAAAUUCAAACUCAAUAGAUGGUUGAAAAUUGAUUUUAAAAUACAACAAAAUUAAGAAUGGAAGCCAUACAAAGGAUGUAUUGACUUGAUAAAAACAAAAAAAAACUAUUUUUUUUUUAAUUUUCAAGGUACAGCUGUAUUAUAGAUUACAAAUAUAAAUGUUUACAAAUUGAUUAAAAGCCAUUUAAUAAUUUUUCUUAUCUAAUUACAUCUUAGUUUAGACCACAUUUGAGACCCUUGAUUUAUAUUUCAUGCAUACGUCGCCCUACGGUCAGUAUAAGUAUAUUGUUCCCAGCAUAUUAGGUGCUAUACGUGUGCAAUAACAUGAGACGCGAGCACCCCACACAUCCUUGCGUUACAUAUUUGACCACAUAGCGUUUAGUACACUCUCAUACGUUAGUCUCAUAAAAUAUUCACCAACUGAUUCCUUUUUACGUCAUCGGAUUCAGGUCUCACGUUAUAGUGCUUGAGUAUUGCUAUAUUUAAUAAUUUUGUACCUUGUAUAAUUUAUUAAUAGCUAAAUCUAGUUAUUUUUACGUGUGAAUAUAAAAUACGAAUUAUCUAAUGAAUUUUUUUUUUAUAUUUUGUAUAACUCAUGAAAUUUUAGAUGUAUGUACUAACUUGAACACCAUUUAUUCUAACAUUGUAUUAAAAAGUUAUUCAUGUAUGUUUCAUUGAUCAUGUGAUAAAUUUAAGAUAAAAAAAAUUACUUUUUUUAUAUCGUGUAUACUUGUCCACUAACAUUUAUUAAAAACCAAAAUGUAGAUAAGCCAAGGAGUUUGCCAUUUGUCUAAAUUAAAAAAAAAACUUGAUACAUAAUAUGUGUGACACCCCUGAAGUGUUUACUUGAACGAGUUUUAAAGUCACGAAUAUAAUAAUUAUGCUACUUAGUCCAUUAAAAUAGUAGAAAGUUGUUUGUGAGUACGUUUCGUCUAAAUUUUAUUCCAAUUUCAUUCAUGUAACUUUAAUCAAACAAAUGCAACUCCAAAAAAAAUCUAACCUCGUAUUAGGGUAUAUCGGCUAUUUUCGUAGUAAUUAUUUAUAUUAUACAUUUGCAUAUUUUUUAGAAAUAAGUCUGUAUAAUAUUGUAAUCUUAAUACCGUUCGCAUGUUUAGAUCACGGUUGUGUAUAUAAAUGUGGAUUUUGAUGACAGUGACAUUUGUAUUGGCAUAUACUGUCAUCUUUGACAUUCUCUUUGACAAAACAUCUUACUAAUAUUGUAAAUGCGAAUGUUUCGACGUAUGGAUAGAUGUUUGGUAGAAGGUAUGUCCAGAACUGUUGCAUAUGUCUGGCUGAAAUUUUGGCGUUAGUUGUAGAACAUAGUCUGGUAGAAGACAUAGGCUAUUAAUUUUUUUUAAUUUCCCGCCGACGGAGUCGCAGGUGACAGCUAGUAGAUAUGUGUCAAUACAAGGGUCAAGGUAGUCAAAAACACAGUAAAGCUCUCUACACAUCUAUAGUUUUAACGGCACAGUUCAAGUGUUUAGUUAAAACUGAAUGUGUGUAGCGGGCUUAAUGUGUAACUAUCAUAUGACAAUACAUUGAUUUUGCAUUUAUCGUACGCUCGUACUAACUGGAAUUUAAUUUAGCACCUACUUCUUGGAAAUAGUUUUCACUUUGCUUUUAAUAAAUUACAAACCAAUUCUUUUGUACAAUAUUCAAUAAAAGAGCCCAUAAAAUGAUGCUAAUU
This is a messenger RNA of Papilio xuthus (Asian swallowtail), 4091 nucleotides long. It is a transcript of the gene Rab40, whose product is annotated as RAS oncogene family member Rab40. NCBI's taxonomy places the organism in Eukaryota, Metazoa, Arthropoda, Insecta, Lepidoptera, Papilionidae. The record is from RefSeq and is a predicted model, not a curated record. Gene Ontology annotation, molecular function: GTP binding; GTPase activity. Gene Ontology annotation, biological process: intracellular signal transduction. The coding region runs from base 386 to 1255 and encodes 289 amino acids. The transcript has 5 exons.